GACGCGCAUGCCGCUCGCUUCUCUGGUCGACGGCAGAGACGGCGACCGGAAAGAAGGUUUUUGGGGGGCGGACUUCGCCGCCCCGAGUCCCGUUUCGCGGGCUGUCGGAUGAGUAGUGCGCGCCCGGCUACGAAAGCGUGCGCGGAUUGUGAAGCUACCGAGUUUGAGAGGCUUUUUUUUUUUCCCCUUGCGAUGCGACAUGUGCUCGUGGGCGACUGUAAUUUCGGACCGUUCUCAGAGGUGGUGCGCAGCGAGGGUCGUCGUCCGAGCCUGAAGUUGGUGUGAAGUGUGUGAACGUUCUUCGUAUCCGGGCCUGUUCGUUGGCCAGUUUCGAGGUUUCGGCUUGCUACGUACAGUGAUGGCGAACUGACGGGAACGGUGACCACCAUAAAGUGAUGUUGGUUUGCUGCCUGCUAUCAGCCGACCAGUCCAACCAAGCUUCUCUCUCCUCCUCCAAUGGAGCCUACAGGGUGGCAACGCCAAUCCGGUGCAAGACGCGACAGUACGCGCGGAACUCUGCUGAGGCAGACACCACCACUAACUGCGCUCGUCCCGGCUCCAUCAGAAAGUGUGGUCACGUGCGCAUCCAGCUUCUCAGAACAUGCAUCACCUUGUCGUAAAGCAUCUCCAAACACUAAAAGACGCUUCACCGCCUGUCGUCCCUCGAACCUUUUCGCGGAGUCUGUGUUAUAAUCGUUGAACAUCUGGCCGUUUAAAAACUAGCUUGCAAUCUGCUGAAUCAGCGAAACAGAAAGAGAGCGGACAAUAUGGCGACGGCAACGGGAUCUUCGACUCCCGUCGCUUCUUCGUCGGGACUGGGGGCAACGACAUCUCCCACAAUUUUCGCGCCGUCGGACGAAAUUCAGGCAGAUGUCGAAGAAGAAGCUGCGGACGAGUUGAACGGUGGAGCAUCCGGCCGUCGGCAACCGCAGCUUAAGACGAAGCAGCAGCAGCAAGGAAGCUCGGACAGCUGCGGACGUCCGGAGAGGCCUUCGUCGCGAUCCGAUCCCCCGCGGCAGCUGAGCAGCGCGGAGCAGCGAAUCGCGGCCGCCAUCCGUCAGCACUACUACCCGGAGGGCGGCUGGGGCUGGGUGGUGUGCGUCUGCGUGUGCCUCGUCAACGCCCUCAGCUGGGGGUUGCAGCUCAACUACGGAGUCAUGCACGCUGCGGCCGUCCAGCAGUUCGGCGAGGAGCACGCCUCCGAAGCACCCUGGCUAGGCUCCGCUUCCCUGGCCUCGUCGCUGUUCGUGUCCCCCGUGGUGGUGGCCUGGUGUCGGCGGAAGAGCGUUCGCCUCACGGCCAUAGUCGGGGGCCUGGUCGCGGCGCUGGGCUGCCUGUUCUCGUCGUUCGCGUCCCAGCUGCACCAGGGCCUCCUGAGUCAGGGUCUGGUGCUGGGCCUGGGCCUGGGCAUGGCGCGGGACGCCGGCAGCCUGGUGCUCGGCCAGUACUUCAAGCGACGCCGCCACUGCGCCGAGGUGGUCGCCUGUGCUGGUUCCGGAAUAGGCACGGCGGCCAUGGCGGCUUUCCUCCAUUCGGCGCUCGGAUCCCUGGGUUGGCGCCACGGUCUGCAGGCAGCGACGGGCCUGAUGUCUCUGAACUUCGUGCUGGGCGCCUUCUACCGGUCGGCGUCGCUGUACCACCCGCACCGGCGCGCCAUCGUGCACUUGAAGAACCAGCGGCGCAAGAUCAAGGAGAAGCAGCCGUGCGCGCAGAAGCCGCCCUUCUUUGACUUCUCCGUGCUUCGCACCCGAACGCUCAGGGUCGUCAUGGUGACCGCCGCUCUUGCCGCAGCUGGACUGUACACGCCCUUCUUCUGUCUCGUUCCGCUGAGCGUAGCCGAGGGCGUCCAAGGAGCGUGGGCGUUGCAGGCUCUUCUCGGUUUCGCAACUGCGGGUGGAACUGGCGUCGCUGGACUGCUGCUGUUGCGGCGUCCGACGGAGUGCGCGCUCAGCCGUCGUUGCCUGUGCCAGCUGUCCCUGCUGGGCGCCGGCCUGGCCAUGCUGGCACUCGGAGCGCUGAACGGUUUCGCCGGCUACGCGCUGUUCGCGGCCGUGUACGGUGCCAGCGCCGGCGGAGUGGCCUACGCGCUGCGCAUGCUCGUCUUCGAGCGGCUGAGGGCCAGGCACUUUGGCCGCGCCUGGGGUUUCGUCCAGUGGGCGCAGUGCCUGCCGGUUUUAGUAGGAGUGCCCGUUACCGGUUACAUCAACAAGUCGAGGCAGGAUCCCAAGGCGGGCUUUUAUUUCUCGGCAGCGUGCACUUUCGCCGGCGCCACGAGUCUCUUCUUUCUGCCGGACGGCCGGAGAGAGUCGGUUCGCUGCAUCCACGCUCCUCAACAGCACAAGCUGAUGCCCCAGCACUACCAGAACCACAACCACUCGCAAGAUACCCCGUGCUGCGAGUGCCAGUGCCCUCAGCAUCGGCACCCGAGUGCUAGUGAGAGCCCGAACAAGGGUAGCUUCGAGCGCGCGGACACCGCCGAUACCGACGUCGUAGUGAUCAAAACGACAUGCGCCUGCAGCCGCAGGUCUCUGCUGUCUUAUCAGAGGAGCACGUCAUGGUCCACUUCGAUGGAGUAUCUGGAUCAGCCUCCCGGUCUGGGCGGCGUGUUUGCGCCGGACGCUGACUGCCUCGACGACGAGCUGGCCGAGAUUGUGCAGCGGCCGGAGCUGUUGCAGUGCAUCACUGACGAGAGGCUAGUGGUAGACGUUGGUGCUCGCUGCCCGUCGUGCGGUGGUGUGGCGGCUGGACCACUGUGCGACUGCGCUCCAUCGACCAGAGCCGUGGUGUCGCCUAAAAAGGCGCACGCCUCACGAUGCGUCCACGAACCGCUGGUGUUCCGCUCAACCAUGGCUCCUAUUGAAGAAGUGACCAGCACCGUCUGAUCUAAUCACGUAUAAGGUGUGAUGUCAGUGAAUACUUCUUUCGUGGGUCGACACUGCAGCUCAUUAAAGUGUCCUGAUUUCCAUACAGCUCGGGAAUUCAGGUCAUACAGUCGUCGUCAAAAGUUCACGGGGUUCAGGUUCUGAUUUUCAGCCCAGCGUUAGAACGCAGCUAAUGAGACAGCACACAAUGUUCGUUGCGCAUGCACUAGUAUACAGGCAUCAAAACGGAAAUCAGAAAACGCCACGAAAACGCGUUGGUCCCGGGUUCGAUCCCCGGACCAGGACAAAUUUUUCUUCAACUGCGAAACUUUAUUUAACAAGAACUUAUAUGUGUUCCCUUCGUAUAGCUUCGUGCUACAUUCGGGUGGACGACAAUUUUCCCUUUCAUGAAUCUUUCUUCACCUUGCGUGCUUCCUCAGAACACAGUAAACCUGAAAUCCCGGCUGUGUGCGCAUGCUCAUAAAAUAUUAAGCUUUCUGGUGGAUUCUGUGCCCCGUCAAAUUUUGCCACCGAUUUUGCAGGUAGAGAAGAUAAACACACAGCGCCGUCCGAGUUGCCUGCAUGUCCCGCGUUUCCCGUGUUGUGCGGAAUCAAGCCGGUCUUGGCCUCUUUUUUUACUUAAAGCGACUUUCUACGGCGCUAUUCGCCAAGCUUGUACUUCGCUUCUUCGGCUAAAGCGGUGAACUUUGAGUCCCACUGACGAAGUUGUACAACUGUCAAUCCCGACCGGUCCUAUAGCUCGCUCCAGAAUGCCCACUUAAUGUGCCAUUAUGUGUUCUUUUCCACUAAAGAUUGGGUGAAUGCCGGGGAUUCCUUGGGGUCCACCCGAAGAUGUGCGGAUCGCUGUGGUCUCUGCUGUUGUGUACUUUUCUCACACCCCACAUGCUGGGUGAUCUGUUGUGAGCACUGUUUAUAGAGAAUCACUUAUAUCGUCAUUUUGACCGACACUACGCGUAUACAUGGUGGCAACCCCACUCACGUCUUUGUACCGUAAGCGACGUACAAAUAUUUAACAAUAAUAUAUAUGUAAUGCCUGCUAUUCUCUUUCACGUACGGGGUUUCUAACCUUUGUUGGAAAUGUUGUGAGAUAGCAAGUGAGCCGCCAUUCAGACGGAACACGCUACGGGCCAAACAAACGGAUAACCGCAGUCUUAUCACAAUAUCGCGAUGAAAAUCCACCCCACCGAGAAGAGAAGCAGUUCAUUGAGUCGUUUUGCUCGUACUGCCUUCUUGUCCUUUUUUUACGUGCCAUAGCGCUGUUGGGCGCCAGACAAACACGCACACAUAAAUACGCGCGUGCACAGAGAAAGCGACGUUAGCAAACAACUGAAAACUGCAAUCACGGUGUGUGCGACGUCUUUCAAUGCGCAUGUCUGUUCCUGCACUGUCACUGACGGUUUUGUUCCUGUCUUCUGUAAUUGUCAUGAUGUUGUAACUGCAUGAAGCCCCACCGAUUUUGUCAAUAAAGACACAAAUAAAAGUUCAAGGCUAACGUUCAUGUGGCUCAUUCGAUUGAGCGAAGCAUUCUUUG
Messenger RNA from Dermacentor silvarum, 4413 nucleotides. Its product is annotated as monocarboxylate transporter 11-like. Gene Ontology annotation, molecular function: monocarboxylic acid transmembrane transporter activity. The coding region runs from base 768 to 2882 and encodes 704 amino acids. The transcript has 6 exons. NCBI's taxonomy places the organism in Eukaryota, Metazoa, Arthropoda, Arachnida, Ixodida, Ixodidae. Gene Ontology annotation, biological process: transmembrane transport. The record is from RefSeq and is a predicted model, not a curated record.